Molecule: messenger RNA, 3111 nt
Organism: Coffea eugenioides
Lineage: Eukaryota; Viridiplantae; Streptophyta; Magnoliopsida; Gentianales; Rubiaceae
Product: receptor-like serine/threonine-protein kinase ALE2
Exons: 9
Coding region: 537-2894 (785 amino acids)
Biological process (GO): protein phosphorylation
Molecular function (GO): protein kinase activity; ATP binding
Source: RefSeq, a predicted model, not a curated record
CUCACUCACUCACUCAUACAGUCAUACUUACCGCUAAAUCUUUUGUUUGUUAAACUCUCACUUCGCUCCACUGAAAAAAGGAAAAGAAGCCGCAUUAAACUCUCUGCUCGACGGUCUUCACUUUCCUCAUUACCGCCAAUCAAACAAUCUCCAUCCCCUCAAUUCAUCUCAAGAUCUGCAUUCUCUAAUCUAUAAAGAAAGAAAGCCGCAUUAUCUGUUUUUUGUUCCAGUUAAUUUUUUUCAGAUCUCCGCUCUACUCUUUGGAUCUAUAAACAAGAAAAGGAAUUGUUUGCUCCAAGCACCUGCAUUGUCGGUUAAUGCGAGCUAGGGUGUGAGCUUGUCGUGACUUCAGGGGAUUUUUGGGCGUGUAUAAGGACAUGCAAUCGAUUAAAGGAGCUAAUGGAGGAUAUUGUCGUUGGCGGAGUAAAAAAAUUUUUCCCCGGAACCCUAGAGAGCUCGGGGAAGUGGGGUUCGAGUGCUGAAGUGUUUGAUUCUGACGAUGCUGUGCUUGAAUUGUGUGCUGCUGGAGAGUCAAGAUGUUCCGUUCUUUAAUGCUUCACUUUUUCCUUCCUUUGCUCACUUUGCUACCUACUAACCACGGUAUUCCAUUGCCACAAAUCUCCUUGUCUCCAUCUUUACUUCCAAGUGAGUCACCCUUCUCGAGGAAAAUCUCCCUGGAACAUGUCAGGUUGUUGUCUUCGGGUGCUUCAAUGGUUCCUUUUGUAGUGCCUACUCGAAGGCAGUAUAAGCCUCCUUUGCAUCAAUCAGUUUCACCAGCUCCUGCACCAGCACCUAAAGGUCCUGUUACUGGUCCAAAUGUUAGUCCAUUGCCAAGACAUCAUCAUCAUUCCCCUCGCCCUGGGGGGAGUCAUGCAAUUUCGCCAUCUCCAUCCAGGACACCAGGUUGUGGUCAAAUCUGUGCAGAGCCAUUUACGUCAACUCCAUUUGGUUCGACAUGUGGUUGCGUGUUGCCAAUGAAAAUCAAACUUCUUCUUGAUGUCUCGCUUUAUGCUGUUUUUCCUCUGGUCACUCAGCUUGAGAUUGAGAUUGCAGAAGGAGUUUAUCUAGAACAAAGUCAAGUAGUCAUAGUUGGUGCUAGUGCUGAUAGUCAAAAUCAGGGAAGAACAGUAGUUGACGUUAAUUUGGUUCCACUUGAGGAUAGGUUUGAUAAUACAACUGCUCUACUGAUUUAUGAAAGAUUUUGGCAAAAGAAGGUGCUUCUUAACAGGACACUUUUUGGUGCUUAUGAAGUAAUCUACAUUACCUAUCCAGGUAUUCCGUCUUCACCACCAUCUGGUGACUCCUCUGGCAGUGGCCCCAGUGGAAGUGUUGGAAACCAGCAAUUCCCUAUUACUGCAUAUAUGGAUGAUAAAAAUCAGAAAAUGAGUCCACGAAUUAUUUUUGUCAUUGCCUUGUCUGCACUAGUACUUUUGGUGGUUUGUUGUGGAGCUGCUGCUGUCCUCUUGAAAUGCAGGAAGACUGGUAGACCAUCCAAUGCUGUUGGUCCUGUGAUAACACCAUCAUUAAAUAAGAAAAGUGGAAUGGGAUCAAUGCUAUCAAGUAGCCCAGCAAGCUCCACAUCAACAUCCAUCCUAUCUGCCAUGCCAGCUUCUAUUCUUUCUGUUAAAACAUUUUCGCUUGUUGAGCUUGAGAGGGCUACAGAGAAGUUCAGUCCCAAGAGGAUUUUAGGUGAAGGUGGGUUUGGACGUGUCUACCAUGGGCUCUUGGAAGAUGGAACUGAUGUAGCGGUGAAAUUGCUUACAAGAGAUAUUCAGAAUGGAGACCGUGAAUUUAUAUCUGAAGUUGAGAUGCUCAGCCGAUUGCAUCAUCGUAACCUUGUGAAGUUGAUUGGUAUAUGCAUUGAAGAACGGGUACGAUGCUUGGUUUAUGAGCUUGUACCAAAUGGCAGUGUUGAGUCCCACUUACAUGGUGUGGACAAGCAAAAAGGGCCUCUAGAUUGGGAUGCGAGGCUGAAGAUUGCUCUGGGUGCUGCUAGGGGAUUAGCUUAUCUUCAUGAGGACUCUAAUCCUCGAGUAAUUCAUCGAGAUUUUAAAGCAAGUAAUGUUUUAUUAGAAGAUGACUUUACCCCCAAAGUUUCAGAUUUUGGGUUGGCCAGAGAAGCAACAGAAGGAAGCCAUCACAUUUCUACUCGAGUCAUGGGAACUUUUGGGUAUGUAGCCCCUGAAUAUGCAAUGACAGGGCAUUUGCUUGUGAAAAGUGAUGUUUAUAGUUAUGGGGUUGUGCUACUAGAGCUUCUCUCGGGAAGAAAACCUGUGGACAUGUCCCAACCUCCGGGACAAGAAAAUCUCGUGACUUGGGCGAGGCCUCUACUUACCAGCAGAGAAGGUUUAGAGCAGCUGGUGGAUCCUUCCUUGGCUGGAAGCUACAACUUUGAUGACAUGGCUAAGGUGGCUGCCAUUGCCUCCAUGUGCGUUCACCCAGAGGUAACUCACAGACCAUUUAUGGGAGAAGUAGUGCAGGCACUGAAGCUCAUAUACAAUGAUGAUACAGACGGGACAUGCGGGGAUGGUUGUAGUCAGAGAGACUCUUCUGUGCCAGACUCUGAUUUCAAAGGUGAUCUUGUCCCUUCCGAAAGUAGUUGGUGGAAUGCUGCGGGAGUUACUCCGAGGUUGACUUACGGACAGGCAUCCUCCUUCAUAACGAUGGAUUACAGUUCAGGUCCACUUGAAGAGAUGGAAAACAGGCCGUUUUCAGCUUCAAGUCUGGCUGGAGGGGUAGCACUGCCCAUCAAGCAUGGGAACAGGUCAGGUCCAUUGAGGACCGUCCGCAGUAAAAAAGCGUUUUAUAGAUUAAAGGGGAGUAUGAGCGAGCAUGGACUGCUUUCGAGGCGUACUUGGAAUGACGGUCCUAGCGGUUAUGAAGCUUCAUUUUAGGCCAUUUUUUCUUUUCUUUUCUUUUCUUUUUUUAAGUGUACAGUAAUGAAGGGCCAUUUGUAUUGAGAAAAUAGGUUUCUUCGGUGGUGUAGGAUCGUAGUUGUGAGCUCUUUUAUUUGCGUAGAGAAAAUGAGAGAAUAUUCUGACCUCUAAUUUUGAUAAUCUUAAAAUAUUCACAAUACAAUGGAGAUGCAGGUCGGGUACGUCAUCUUGUAUA